ACUGGGAACUGACUUCAGUCAUGGCAGACGCUUUGUCCUUCCUGGAAGAGGAUUUUACAUGUCUCAUCUGUUGUGAUGUCUUCACCGAUCCGGUCACUUUGAAAUGUAGCCACAGUUUGUGUGACAAGUGUCUUCAGCAUUUCUGGACGACUCAGGAUGUGCCACGGUGUCCGGUCUGUCGGAAGGAAUGCUCUCACGACGAACCCACCAAGAGCCUGGCGUUCAGAGCACUCUGUGAGUCCUUCAAGAAGAGGAAACCCUCCGCUGUUUCAGCAGACGUUUGUCCAGAACAUGAAGAAAAGUUCAAACUCUUCUGCUUUGUGGACAAGCAGCCAAUCUGUGUGGUCUGUUACACAUCAAAGAAGCACGAAGAUCACAAGUGUUCACCUGUCAACGAGGCUGCUGGGAAUUUAAAGGAGGAUCUCAAGACACGACUGAACAGAUUACAGGUGACACUCGGUGACCUCAAGAAAGCCCAUGAGAGCUGUGUUAAACAGGUUGAGAUCAGUAAGCUGAUUGGUCCUGGUAACGGGCUCAACCUCAACCUGGUGGCAUUUCCUCCUUUCUGA
Molecule: messenger RNA, 569 nt
Organism: Carassius auratus (goldfish)
Lineage: Eukaryota; Metazoa; Chordata; Actinopteri; Cypriniformes; Cyprinidae
Product: zinc finger protein RFP-like
Exons: 3
Coding region: 21-569 (182 amino acids)
Molecular function (GO): zinc ion binding
Source: RefSeq, a predicted model, not a curated record